Messenger RNA from Fragaria vesca subsp. vesca, 1437 nucleotides. RefSeq names its product putative F-box protein At3g29830-like. The coding region runs from base 1 to 1437 and encodes 478 amino acids. The transcript is spliced from 4 exons. Gene Ontology annotation, molecular function: protein binding. NCBI's taxonomy places the organism in Eukaryota, Viridiplantae, Streptophyta, Magnoliopsida, Rosales, Rosaceae. The record is from RefSeq and is a predicted model, not a curated record.
AUGGAUAGAAGUGAGCUUGAUUGGAUGGACUAUAGCAAUCUGGGAAGGAGAAGGGAAAGUGAGGGCAAGCAUAACUACUUGGUUGACAGAAUCAGUUAUCUGCCCUACGAAAUUCUUGUAAGUAUUGUGUCUCUUUUGUCACUAAAGGAAGCAGCAGCUACUAGUGUUCUUUCUAGGCGAUGGGAGAAGGUGUGGAAGCAUACAACGAAUCUUAACUUUGAAGAUCUCGACCUUUCUGUUGGUGAUAAUUGUCGCUGCUUCAAAGCCCUAGAACAAAAUCUAAGAGAUGAGAAAAGCCGUAAUUAUGUCAAUUGGGUGGAUCGUGUGUUGGUACAGCAUGAAGGCCACAACAUUGAGCGAUUCAGGGCUUUCUUCUUUCUAAAUAGCAGGUUUACGAAUCCCAUUGAUAAGUGGAUUGAGUUUGCAAUGCAAAAGAGAGUUCAAGUACUUGAGUUGCAGUUUUUUGUAAAGCAAUAUUAUUGUACCAGAGAUAACUAUGCAUUUCCCGAAAACUUAAUAGGUCUCGGUGGAGAAGGUGAAUCUUCGAAGCACAUUCCAACACUACACUCAUGCCGAUACAACAAUGUUGGUUUCAAAUUCCUCAAAGUUCUUCGUUUGCAGCACAUUGGUAUGACUGAUGAAGUUCUUGAGUACUUCUUAUCUAAUUGUCCAGUUCUUGAGAGAUUAACUGUGACAGUUGCAGAAAACUUGGUUUGUGUAAAAGUUGUUGGUCCGUCAAUCUCAGUGAAGUAUUUGGCAGUAAAUAAUUGUCCUAACCUCAAAAGCAUUGAGAUUUGCAACGCAAAUAUUGCUUCAUUUGUCUAUAGGGGAGCUUGUAUAGAGCUCCUUAUUAGUAACGUUCCCUUGCUGAUUGAGGUCCAUAUAUCUGAGAGAGCUCUUGAUAAUGAUUAUACAACACUUGCCUUCACCAGACUUUCAUCUUGUCUUUCUCAUUUGGAGAUUCUGAAGCUGGAUAUUUGGGGAGUGCUCUACAAUCCGAAUUGUGACUUUCCUGUAUUGGAAAUUCUGAAGCAUUUGGAAUUAAAUGUUGAGACAAAUUACCAUUCGGCUCUUUAUCAUCUGUAUUCGUUCAUGAAGGCUUGUCCUCACAUCGAGAGACUUGCACUGAAGUUGGACUUCCGAACAUACGUCGAAACACCAGUAAGCAAAGCUCCCAAAUUCUCUCAUCAUAGCCUCAAGGUAGUAGAAAUUAUGGGUUAUCGUGGCUAUCAAAGUGUUGUCGAACAUGUCAAGUACUUGAUAGAGAAUGCUGUUGCACUAGAGAAGAUUAUUAUUGAUCCUGUUCAGCGUUGGAUUUGGCCCCCCAAAAUGGACAGAGGAAGUACAAUGGUGGAUGAGGAAGUGCAGGCAAGAAAGCAUGCCAAGGAACACCUUAAAGAAAGAGUUCCUUCUACUAUAGAAUUUUUAUGCUUAUAG